AUGGAUAAUAUGAGUGAUUGGGUUCAACACAUGGUUGAGAAGAGUCCGCAAAUCAAUCAAAUGGAUGUCCAAAACAUGGGUUGUUUGAAUUUCGACAAAAGUAUGAGUCAAACUGUAUUCAGUGGUUUAGUCAAAGAGACAUCUGUCCAACAAUACCCGGUUUCCGACCGAUUCCUAGUCUUCCAGUUAUUGACUAAAAUGUUUCAGAAAUAUUCUGAAGAAUUGAAGGCAAAUCGACCCGAAUUUCUAUACGGAUUACUGCAGUUGGUUGAGGGCGAACGCGACCCUCGAUGUCUUCUCGUGGUCUUUCGACUCAUGCAUUCAGUUAUUGAAUCAUUAGAUUUAGAUCCAUACACUGAGGAUGUUUUUGAAGUGAUUUCAUGCUAUUUUCCAAUUCUCUUCACUCCUACUCCUGACGAUGAAUACGGCAUAACAAAGGAAGACCUGUCCGGUGAACUGCACCGGUGUUUCACAGCGUGUCCACAAUUUGCUCCGUUUUUAUUUCCAUUGGUUUUGGAAAAAUUAGAGUCAGAGCUGAUAACAGCCAAAAUAGAUUCAUAUAAAGUUAUUGAAGGCGUUUCUCGUAAUUAUGGUUACGAAAGAAUCAACCAAUUUAUUCCUCAACUCUGGACAGCCAUUAGAGUCGAUGUUCUUAAGCCUAAACUAUUGGAGACUGAGAUCUCAGAGCACGCCUUAAAGGCUUUGAUUUCAAUAAGCGAUGCAAUGAUUGAAAACGAACUGAUGUUUGAUUCGUUUACAAAACAAAUUUGGACCGAUAUUUCCAAUGCAUUUAAUAAACCAGAACUGGAUUUAGUUGACUCCGGAGUUAGUAUAAUGUUGGCAACAAUUUCAUCAAAUGCUUAUGCAUUCAAUCAAAUGAUUACACAAUUGAUGCCUAUUUUACUCAAACAAUUCACUUUCUGUCAAAAAGAGUCAACUCGUGUUGUUAUUAUUGAAUCAAUUUCUAGAAUCUUAAGCCAUUCGCGAAAUAUAUCUCAAAAACAGAUCAAUUUAAUUAACUUCGAGUCUUUGUUCACACUUAUGACAUCUUUAUCAGUGGCCGACACAGAGACUGAUAAUAUUAGGGAAAGUGUUGUCUCAUGUCUUCAACAAUUGAUUCAAUUGAAGGAAAUGAAUGAGAAUAAGUGGGAAAUCAUUACAAAAGUGUUGCAUUCAUUGCUUGAUAAUUGUUUAAAUGGACAACAAUUA
This is a messenger RNA of Medioppia subpectinata, 1209 nucleotides long. The record is from the annotation of a GenBank genome assembly. Lineage: Eukaryota; Metazoa; Arthropoda; Arachnida; Sarcoptiformes; Oppiidae.